CAUCUCAGGACAGCUGGAGAGAAACAUGAGCUCCUCGAGCGCCGCGCCCACGUCUAUUGCUCUCGACUACGGGCAUGGGACUCUCUGAGCGGCGAUGGUGACAAUGUUUGUCGACAGGAGGAAGGCUGCGGUGUUCGCCGCCGCAGUCGCCCUCCGAGUCCUGUUGUUUUGUGGUUUCCCCUCGCUCCCCGAUCUGUUGACGGGCAGAGUGGAGGUCUCGACGCCAGUCAGCAGCUUCAAACGAUUGCAGGAAGGUCUGUUUCUUUAUACGCGGAACGUCUCUCCGUACGAUGGAGGUGUUUACCACCAGGCGCCGCUUCUGCUUCCUAUCUUCGCGUUGCUUCCCAGUUCGAGCGUAUACCCAUUGGUCACAGGGAUCUUCUACUCCUUCGUUGAUCUCUUAAUCGCGAACGCCCUGAUCACCAUCUCCGAUUCAGGGGAGUCGGUGGAAAGCCGGCUCUACUCUACUCCUCGAAAGAACAUCAAAUGGGACGGAGUGAUUAUCGCAGCAGCUUAUUUAUUCAAUCCCUUCACAAUUGCGACAUGUCUCGGCCGGUCUACCACCGUCUUCACCAACACGGCUAUACUGUAUGCCAUCUCCAGCGCUGUCUCUGGGAAUGGUUUCAACUCGAUGUUAUCGUUAGCCGUCGCAUCUUACCUAUCGCUCUAUCCAGCCCUGCUCUUCCUUCCUCUCGUUCUUCUAUGCUACGAUCGUCAGGCGCGACGGCAGCAAGCUCCUCCAAAUAGCGUGCUUUUUGGACUGAAACAUUUUGCGAUACUGGCUGGUAGCAUUGCCCUUCUUUUGGUCGCUUCGUACGUCAUCAGUGGGAACUCGUGGGAAUUUAUUCCUGCGACAUAUGGAGUCCAGUUGCUCGUGCCUGAUCUAACCCCUAAUGUGGGUCUGUGGUGGUACUUUUUCAUCGAGAUCUUUGACUCCUUCCGAGAAUUCUUCCUAGGUGUAUUCUGGCUACACCUUACUGGUUACGUUGGAGGGUUGACAGUGCGCAUACGGCGACAGCCACUGUUCGUAAUUACUUCUCUCUUGGGCAUUUUCGCCAUUUUCAAGCCGUAUCCGAGCAUCGCAGACGUCUCUCCGUAUCUAGCGUUGCUGGCUCUGUACCGACAUCUAUUCCCUCUGAUGCGAUACACGUUCUUCGCUGUUUCCGCUCUCCUCUAUGCGACUCUUCUAGGACCGGUAUUCCACCACCUGUGGAUCUACGCGGGUUCUGGAAAUGCAAAUUUCUUCUACGCCAUCACCUUGGUAUGGAGUCUGGGGCUCUCAAUCCUAGUCGCAGAUUCCAUCUUUGCUGCCCUGCGUGAUGAAUGGGAACAUGAAAACCCACACAUGAAGGGCAAGCCUGUGAGACAAAUUUGAGCUCUCAUUUAUCUCCAAAGGUUCAUGUA
Messenger RNA from Paecilomyces variotii, 1404 nucleotides. RefSeq names its product cell division cycle protein. The transcript has 5 exons. Bases 95 to 1375 code for a protein of 426 amino acids. Lineage: Eukaryota; Fungi; Ascomycota; Eurotiomycetes; Eurotiales; Thermoascaceae. Gene Ontology annotation, cellular component: GPI-anchor transamidase complex; membrane. The record is from RefSeq and is a predicted model, not a curated record. Gene Ontology annotation, biological process: protein localization to cell surface; attachment of GPI anchor to protein.